Pangasianodon hypophthalmus (striped catfish) is the source of this 11766-nucleotide messenger RNA. It is a transcript of the gene peli1b, whose product is annotated as pellino E3 ubiquitin protein ligase 1b. NCBI's taxonomy places the organism in Eukaryota, Metazoa, Chordata, Actinopteri, Siluriformes, Pangasiidae. Gene Ontology annotation, molecular function: protein binding; ubiquitin protein ligase activity. Bases 1019 to 2290 code for a protein of 423 amino acids. Gene Ontology annotation, biological process: regulation of Toll signaling pathway; protein K48-linked ubiquitination. The transcript is spliced from 8 exons. The record is from RefSeq and is a predicted model, not a curated record.
ACACCACCAUCUGUUUAUGUUCAGAACCUGAGAACCUGAGAGGUGAGACACGGCGCGAGCGUCGCGUCAGUUAAUUUAAAACGUUAAUCGUGUGUUUUUGAAUCGGCGUGCGCGAGACCGGCCGUUAUUCCGCAGCACAUCUGCCCUGUCUGUGUUUUACCCUGAAACAUUACUAAAAGUAUUCGCACCCCUGUCUUUGUUAGCAGGUGGCUUUGUUAGCUAGCACACACACACUGUGUACUGUGUGUUUUUAUUGUUUAUUGUUUUGGUUCUAACCGCUGGAGCUAACGGACCGGUUCCGAGUCUUUUACAACGAACCGAAUCUUCUGGAAAAAACCGUUAGCAGGUGCACAGAUUUGAAGUUUGGCUUUGUUUCCUGACGCAGACCUGUUGAACUGGCCUAGAACAAUGACUGUUAUGAUGAUCACAGCUUUAUAUUAUGGAGCCGAGCAGUGACGCAUUUUACAGAUUGGUCUUUGAUUUGGCUUAUCGCUAUUUGCAUUGCCUUCUGGCUUGCUUGUGUUGGACCAUUGUUCUGUUGAAUCGAAGUGCCUCGGGUGAUUUGCAUAGGCAGAUCAAGCUUUCAGGCCCGGCAUCUGGCCUGGCGAAUGGGCGCUUUUGUCCUGCGUUGACACGACAGUCUGUAUUGCUUUUGUUGACCCCCUCUUAAACUUAACCCCCCCUCAACCUCAGGCCGUCUGGAUGGCACGUCAUCGCCUGCUUUGUGUAAAGCUCAGCUUGAAUUAUUCAUAUUUAACAUCAGCAGACGAGCGCUAAGGUACAAGGACGUAUGCAGAGGAGGAGACGGAGACACAGGGUGGAUGAAGCGUAGGGAUCGCGUAAGGCGGAGGAUUCAUGCAGCAUUGAUGAAGAUGCAACUGGCGAUGAAGCUGAGGUGAAGCUGAGAUUGCCUGUGUGACUGUGUAGUGGUCAUAGCUGGAGAGCCAGAAUCCUCGCUCACACACACAGACACGCUCACACACAUAGACACACAGACACACACACGAACACCGUGCCCAUGUUUUCUCCCGAGCAGGAGAACAUCUCCACCUCCUCCACCAAAGUGCCAAUUAAAUACGGAGAGCUCAUCGUACUCGGGUACAAUGGCUCUCUCCCGAACGGAGACCGUGGAAGACGAAAGAGCCGCUUUUCUCUCUUCAAGCGCCCCAAAGCAAACGGAGUCAAACCCAGCACUGUCCACAUAGCCUGCACACCACAAGCAGCCAAGGCCAUAAGUAACAAGGACCAGCACAGUAUCUCCUACACUCUUUCCCGAGCUCAGACCGUGGUGGUAGAGUACAAUCAUGACAGCAAUACAGACAUGUUCCAGAUCGGUCGGUCCACAGAAAGUCCAAUAGAUUUCGUGGUGACAGACACCAUCCCUGGCAGUCAGAGUAACUCAGACACACAGACCGUACAGAGCACCAUCUCACGCUUCGCCUGCCGCAUCAUGUGCCAGCGAACCCCGCCCUACACGGCCCGCAUCUAUGCCGCCGGCUUCGACUCCUCCAAAAACAUCUUCCUUGGGGAGAAGGCAGCGAAAUGGAGAACAUUAGACGGACAGAUGGACGGCUUGACGACGAAUGGUGUAUUGGUGAUGCAGCCACGUAAUGGCUUCACCGAGGACUCCAAACCCGGCGUAUGGAGGGAGAUCUCAGUGUGUGGUAACGUCUUUACGCUCCGGGAAACACGAUCCUCACAGCAGCGUGGCAAAAUGGUGGAGAGUGAAACGCAGGAGCUGUCGGACGGUGCUCUGAUUGACCUGUGUGGUGCUACGCUGCUGUGGCGCACUGCUGAGGGUCUUCGGCGUGCACCCACUCUCAAACACCUGGAGGCGCUGCGGCAGGAGCUGAACGCAGCACGGCCACAGUGUCCCGUGGGCCUCAACACACUGGCGUUCCCAAGCAUGCGCCGGUGCCAGGGCGCUGUGGCUGAGAAGCAGCCGUGGGCAUACCUGCAGUGCGGCCACGUGCACGGCUACCACGACUGGGGUGAGCGGGGCGGAGCUGGGGGCGGGACUGAGCGUGAGUGCCCGAUGUGCCGCGCCCGUGGGCCCUACGUGCCACUGUGGCUGGGCUGCGAAGCAGGGCUUUAUGUUGACGCAGCUCCGCCCACUCACGCCUUCAGCCCAUGCGGCCACGUGUGCUCGGAGAAGACGGCUGCGUUCUGGAGCCAAAUCCCACUUCCACACGGCACACACACCUUCCAUGCUGCGUGCCCCUUCUGCGCCCAGCAGCUCAGCACCGGCCACAGCCAUGUGCGACUCAUCUUCCAGGGGCCUGUCGACUGACCUUUGACCUUUUCUAGACCUUACUGAAAGGGCCUCAGGGCCUAUCCCGUGCACUCCUCAGUCAUUUUUUUUCUCAAAACUGUCAACUGAUCUUUAGCAAGUCACACACCUUAUUCUUUCUCCGUUUGCUUCUUUGAACUCUUCAACUUUUUAAGACCUUCUGCCACGCAAAACGGAGAGCCGUGUACCCUCUCCUAUCUCGCAUCACUCUCUCUAUUUCUCUGUCCCUCUACAAAACCACAUACUUCUGUACUAAAUACUGUGUCAAAAUAGUACACCUGUGAUGAUUAUCCUAAGCUAUGCUGGUGUACUAUUUGGGCGUGGUGCAGAAUUUAGCAGGGUAGUAUGUGGGUUUUCUUGACUCUUGGACUGUUUUUAUUUCCUCUGCUUUCUAAGUGACCUUUUUGUAGUGAAUUUUUCUUAAUCAAGAAGACAAACAGAGAAAUAUAUAUUUUCAAGUGAAACUAAAAAGUACCUGAACAAGGCAAAAAAAAAAAAAGACAAAAGAAAAUGGGGCUUUCGAAUACAAAUGGAAGUAUGAACUGCUACAGGAAGUGCCCGGGUGAUCUCGGGGAGUGAAAGGGGAGGGUUUGAGGGGCUACAGUAAUAUAUUACAGUGUUUCUUUGCUAAUAUGCUAAUGAAAAAAAAAACAUUUUACUCAGUUUUAGUGAUGCAAUAAUCAUCCUUUACACCAGAGUGUCUGUGCUAUAACACGAACUUAACACUUACGAGUCGAUUCAUCACCAUCACUGCUGCAAAAAAAGGAAACGCAUUUAGAUUUUAGAGAUGUUUUUUUUUUUUCAUGUAAAUCAAAUAUGCCUAACUUAAAAAUACUUACCGUUUUUAUUUAUGCAUAGUAUCGAUGUUAAUCAAAUGUAAAAUUAUUGGUGUGUACUUUUUUGGAGUUCCACUCGUGUAUCUGCCCUGUUUUCUUUUUUUUUUUUGUUGUUGGUUUUUUUUUUUUUUUUUUUUGGUUGUUGUUGCUGUUGUUGUUUCUUGUUUUCAUUGUCCCAUGUGUAGCCUUGGCUGUGUGUACUCAGUGUUUAUGUAGCUAACACACGUGUGUGUAUGUGAGUGAGUGAGUGAGUGAGUGAACACUUCCACCUCAAAGCAAUAGUCUGAGGGCUUCAGACGCAUGCAGCGAUGCAGGAAGUGCACUGGGUAUCGGGGCUUGGAAUAGAAGUGUUAAAUUGUAGGUUAGUGGUCUGACUAGUGAUGACGCUAUUGAGAAGCUGUAGUUUAAGGGACUUGUAGGAAGAUGGCAACGAUUCUUAAUUUAAGGGUAUGUAAAAUGAGAAGGGUAAAUGGAAAUGGUGUUUGGGAAAUCUGCCCCCGUAAGUCAGAAAGCUCUAGAUGUGUGGACACCUUGAGAGAAAAAAAAAAAGAGGGGAAAAAAAAAAAAACACAGCUUUGUCCCUUUAAUCACAGACCAAACCACAUGCCCUAAUGAUCCUUUAAGAAACUCUGCUGUGUUUGUGUUUGUGUGUGUGUGUGCGUCCUGCCUGAUUGCCUGCUAUGUUUGAAUGACUUGCAACAGUAUCUUACAGACUAGACUGUACGUUAUACCACAGUUUUUCUCUUGGCAGCAAAUUGGAGGUUUCAAAAUAUCACUUCCAUCGUGUUCUACUCAAAAGGUAGCUCCCUUGAUAGGCUGCAUUUUUGGGCCACACUGGAAGGCAGCCAUGUUAAAGACACUCUCAUUCAGCAUUCAGUGUCUUCUCAGGUACCUUAUUUUGUUAAAAUUUGCAUUCUCAUAUUUACAUUUACAGCAUUUAAGAGAUGCUCUUAUCCAGAUUGACUUACAGAAGUGCUUUGAGUCUCCAUCAAAAACUUAACCUCAUGCUCAUACAGAUUGACCCGGAUCAUAGAAUACCAUCAAGCUAAAACCCUGUUAGAGAGGAGUUAGUACAGCAAAGAAAAACGCACAAGUCAAGGGAAUUUGUACAUUUAAAAUUUUAAGUUAUUGCUCAUUUAAGCUUGGUGAAGAGUUGGGGGAAGUUGGGGGAAGUUGGGGGAAGUUUGUUACACCACUGAGGUGCCAGUACAGAUAAAUCUGUAACCCUGGCAGAAUCAAAUCCCAUGAUUCAUGUUGACUUGGACGGUACUUCGAUAACCACCUAUUUGUAUCGAGGCUAAUGUUUUUUUUUUGUUUGUUUGUUUGUUUGGUUUUUUUUAACUGUAUUGGAAAAUGAUCAGAAAUUGUUCCUAUAGUUAAAUUUAGCAAACUAACAUAACAUAUGACCUCCAGUGUCCAUUACACGCUCGCUAGCGGGCUGUUCGUCUGGCAGAACUUCUUUUUAGUUAGCAUGCUGCUUCUCGUGAUAGGAAAAUAUAAUAUUGGCACAUACCUAGCAAAGACUGGACCCAUUAUUUUGGAGUAGACAUAAAAAUAGAAACAUAUUUCCUCUUCAGAAGACCUUCAUAUAAAUCAAGGGAUCUUUGACUAUUUAUACGGGAGUGUUCUGAUCCUGACAGUAAAGGCACUGUGUGUCAUAAAGGAUUCAGCAUAGGAAAAUAAUUGUUUUAAGUGGAUUUCCAUGAGAACUCUCUCCUUAUGGCUUAUGAUCUAACUUUUUUAUUUUUAUUUAUUUAUUUUUUUUAAUUCAAAUCAGUUUCAAUUCAGACUGAAGCUGCUUUUGCCUGAAUCUGUCGCCAUGCACUAUAAAGCAGGAAAAAAAAAAUAGAAAUCAUUAAUAUUAUUAAUAUCAUUUCACUUCCCCAGCUGGCACUGAGUGGAAAAAAAAAACCUUGAGCCUGUUCCAUCAGAAAUGUUCAUUAAUUGUGAUUGUUACUAUGCAGAUCAUAGAUAUAGGAAAUCUAGAUGCUGCAUUAGCUGCUGCACUACAGAGUCUGACCUACUUUUCAUACGUCAGCGCCUGCCACUUAAGUAGAAUUAAUGCAAAAUAGAACAGACUUGCUUUCUGUUUUACAGAAUUUGCCUUACAGAUGUUGUACGAUUCUGCAUACCAGAAAUCCUUCCUCAGCUGUGCACGAAAACUGCUUCUGAAGCUCUAGGAGGUGAAACUAGUGCACCAGCACUUUGCUUGCACAGAUGGUGAAGGAAGUCUGGCUGCUGAUUUAGUGGUUGUUCAAAUAUUCACCUUUUUUCCAUUAGUCAGUUAAUGCAUUUGACUAGCUCAUCAUAGUUACUUUAGCUAUCACCAGGCAACUGAAACAGGAUUUUUCCUGGAUUUUCUCACUCACCCACUGGGCUCGAUAUUGACGUCUUUAUUUGUCCACUCCACUGCUUCUUUAAAAGAUGAUGAUACUUGUAUAAUCUAGUACAUCUUUCUGAUCUCUCAUAGCAGCUGCAGAACCCUCAGUGACUAUUUCAUGUCAUUUAAUAGGUAGAAUUGGCUAUGAGCUGAGAGGAGUGUACUGCUCCUGUCCUGGCCUGAGCCUUUCCUCACUGAAUUUGGGCUUUUUGUUCUUCAAGAAAUUUUUAAUCUGUUCCAACUGUGUGAGAGUUCUAGGCCACACACAGCCAAGAUGUACGACUCUGAGCAUCUUGUCCAGGUUUGCGUGUGAGUGUGUGUGUAUUUGUGGGAGAGGGAGAGAGGUUAUGUGAAAUUAAACAGCAGAGCUUGAAAUGAAUUUUUAUAAAUACCUUUUAUAAGCAUCCCGAUAUUGGCCAUGAGACUGAUGAUAAAUUUUUAUCAUCCCAAAUCGAACGUAACUGUCCUGACAAGUCCUACAAAACACCAACCUUUUUUGCUUUGACCAGAUUACAUCACACUACAACAGAACAAGCGUUUAGACUGUUGUCCAUUAUAGAGUACAUGGUAGACUCACUAGCAAGUAGACUGACAUUAAUGCUAAUGUAAUAGCUACCUCGGUGCUGUUGCUUGCGCCAUUGGAGACUGUGACAGGUCUCUCCUUCUCCGUUAACAAAUUUCAGCAUGUUCUGGUUAGAUAGCUGUCAAAUGACAAAGGAUAGGCCAUUUUACAUUGUUCUAGUAUUCUGUAUUAGUCUCCUGUUUUGUGGCAUUCAUCUACGUAGCACAUAGUGAUUUGUCACACAGAUGUUAUGCAGAAGAUUAAUUCUCCACACUUAAACCAUCACAUCGUAACUCCUUGUGCUGUCAUAACCAGCUUUGAGAAUGCUGCCCCUGGUCAGCCUUUCCAGCUGUUGGAUGGCUGCUUCCAGAAGCUUCGUUUCACCAUUCUGUCACCUUGCUCUUUUUGAUAUUCCUCAUGAUGAGGAGACGCUGAUCAUUUCACCCUCCUCAGUGGUGGGUCUGUGUCCUGCUGUCUUGAGUGCAGAUUCCUGCCAAUUCCUUCAGCUCAGGGAGAACUUGCCCUCAUUUUGGAAGCAGCAUUUGAUAAAUAAGCCCUCUUAGGAUCUGUCCGUCCUGAUUAAAACUCUUACUGAAGCCCUUUACACACAUUCAGCAUUUCUAAACAAUGCUCGCUGCAGCCAAGGCCUGAGGAUACCUCACUGAUGUGAACCUCUUUCUGACCAUCGUCUCGUCCUUAAUCCUUCAUCUGUAUCCUCCUCCCCGAUUCUCUCUGUAGUGCAGAAAAGGGCUUUUCUUUUCCCUCCCUCCUUUGGUUUGUCUUGUUUGUUUGUUUGUUUGUUUGUUUGUGUGCAUGGUCUCUGUCGUCAAGAGCAUCAUUUUCGAAAUUCCUGUGCUUCACUUUGAAAGCUGACAAGGUUAUUGAUCUGAUGGCUUUUGUACCAACUUGAAACAAUAAAAUAAAAAACCAAGAAUGUUUGGGUGUUUUUAUUUUUCCUAAUUUGUAAUUAGGGGUAUUAUGUAAAGAAUAAAGCACUUGGAAGUGUGAUGUUAUAGGAAAAUAAUUAAUGACGGGGUGGUGCAUUGCAGCCCAACUUGAAGUGGAUUCACUAUUCAAACCUGGAAGUUUUAUUCGUCUUAUUCCACAGCAAUUUGCCAAUGCCAGCAAUUUUUUUUGAAUUUAUUAAAGAAGAGCAAAUCAUACUUUUUUUUUUUUUUUUAAACCCAUUUAUAGUUACAUUUAAUGUUGUUGAAAAUCCACAAAACAAGUUUGUUCUUGGUAUCUGUUAUAUUAUAGAAGCUAUAAACAGUUGUUCACUGGCUUUCUCUUGGAAUACAGAAACAAUGUUGCAUGUUAGACAUGGCGGAAAGCUUAACGUCACAGCUUUACCUCUGACUGCUACAAAGUGCUGACGUUCCUUUCAGAACUGGUAAGUAAAUGUUUAUUUAGUGUUUGGCUUAUGUGGAGCAUCUACUCUACAGGUAUUGCACAAGUUGUUACUUUAGAACAGAUAACGCAUUAAUAUAAACCUGUGAUUUGUCUUGCAGCCAGUGCUACAGUCGGAAAUCAAUCAACACUUUCUGAUCAAUCAGAUUUGAGAAUUUACCAGUGCUGUGGUAUAAGUAUGUUUAAUGUUCUGUGAUUAAUUUUGAAUUUUUGAUUUAUCUACCACAGGAUAGGUAGAAGGAGCGAUUUAUCCAUGAAGCUCUGUUACAGUGAGCAACCCUGGAGGUGAUCAGUGUCACAAAAUCACUGUUUAUAACCCAUGAUAUUUUCAGUUAUCACUAACCAUAUUACAUCAGCAUAUGACCUAGCCCUUUAUCAAGCCAUGUGCUUGUAAAUACCAUGUAACACUGCACUGGCAAUGCAGUUUAACUCAAUUCAAUUUCUCAGAUUUUUACUAGGUAUGAGCCCCACUCUGUUAUCCCACUCCUAGUAUCUCCUGUGAGGAGGCUGUAAAUGUGGUAGUACUGUCUUAGUAAAAUAUUAGUAUCAGAUCCUUAACAGAUUAUUUGAUCCCAACUCAUUGAAACUCAAAUUUCAAUCUCUGUCAUGACCAGGAGGAUUACAUGGGUUAAAAAAAAAAUGUUUCCACCAUUUUCAUUUCCACUCACAGCCCGUUGUAGGACUGUUGCUUAUGUGUUUGUCCACGUGGUGGCAGUGUCCUGGGACCUAAUGGAGUAAUUUCAGUAAUCAUAUCUUAUUCACACAGCAAACAAGCUCCUCUAAUUAACCUCUGCACAUGGGCAUCUAGAGCUUCAGAGAGAAUUAAGGUUUUAUAGCUAGAACUGAACAGAAUUCACAAAAGUGUGCUGUCUCCGGCUGAGUCCAAAUCCACACCCUGUGCACUACAUAGCACACUGUUUUGGAAGUCUAGCAUUUUGUCUCGAAGAGCAGAAUAUCAAAAAAAAAAAAGCAGCAGAUAGUGGACAGAUGAUGUACCCUUGUGGAUGCAGAAUACCCAUAAUGCACUGCACCUUUUGAAGAUGACCUCUGUGGUUUGGGACAUGCAUAAUGCGCAAAUGGGUGUGAGCGGCCACAUGGUGGCAUCGUUUGAGGCACUUCUCAGGUUGUUCUUGUUGGUGAAGAAGAAAAAAAAAAAAAUCGUGUCCUGCAAAUAUUUAUUUAUUUAUUUAUUUGGAUGUCCUGAAGUCACUCUAAUUUUAUUUUCAUAUUUAAAAUUAUAAAAUUAUACUUUUAGUUAUUUGUAAUUAAGUUAAAUUUAUAUUCUGAUGUUUGUAUUCUGAGCUUGUUUUAAUUCUUUCAGUCAUAGUGACUACUGGGAGAAAUAACUUUUAUAGUUUCACAAAUUGUAGCUGGGUUUUUUUUUCCCUAAAAAAGCAAAUAUACUUCUGAUUUAAUUGAUAUUUUUAAAAGAAAAAAAAAGAUCUUUUAGCUAAAAUGAAAAAAAAAACCUGAGUACAAAGUGAAGAAGUGGUUGCUAAGGGAAACCUAAUUUGAGUUUAAAGAAAUGCUAUGUUUGUGAUUGAAUGUUAAUCCAGUGCUUUUAAGUCAGUGUUCACUCUUUUUCUGGCUUACAUGCAAACCUUUUCUUCACCAUAUAAAGUUUGCCUCCUAAAUGCUUUCCAAGCAAAAACAUGUUCUUUGGUUAUGUGUCCAUUAUAAAGAAAAGAGGAUAUAUUCUUAACACUGUCGAGGUAAUGUAAAUAGCUACACUUGAAGGACAGCUUGCUUAUUAAGGAACAAAUUCUUUUUGACAUGAUGAUUUGCAAAAACUUCACAGGUUGAUUUAUUUGCUGGAAUGAACACCGGCUUUUGUCUUGCCAGCUUGUAUAUGGAUUAAGAGAGCUCAGUGUGUCAGUGUGUGUCUUUGUGUUUCUUGUAUAAUGGUGUGUCUUUCAUGCAGUAAUGCAGCACUGGGCUUUCUGCCAGAUCGCCACAUGUGACGCCUCCAAAGGGUUCUAGUGUGACGAGCAGGUGAAUGAACAGACCUCUGUAUUAGACCUGAGAUCGGAAUGAAUGAAGCCACUCAAAGUAAGUGUGUUAACCCUGGGUGAAGUUUACUCAUUUAUCACUGGACAAGAAAAAGUGCAUACUCUUGGCUGACUUUAAUCAGUGAAAGUGAAGCUGUUUGUCAUGUGAUCUGCAUUUUUGUCCCACAUAGAGGAACAAGGCUUGUUAGUGUCGUACUGGAAAAUACUCUAUAUAUUCACUACUUUUUGAGACACUCAUGAAAUCCAAUGAGGAUGUCCCAACAAUUCCACAUAUCAUAUACAGUAUACCUCAUCUCGUUGUUUAAUAAUUAAAAAAAAUAUUGUAAAAUGUGAGGCAGAAAAAACUGUCAAAAAUGUUUUUUCUGUCAAUAAUUGACAUUUACCAAAAUGACAUGGAAAUUAAUUUGUUUAGGUUAGUUUCUAACUUUACCUUGGCGUCUGCCUGCAAACUUCAUGUUGUGUAAGGGGUCAGUUAAUAAAGGAUAAAGACGUCUAAAACCGUCUCAAAAUCUUCGGAUAGUUAGACAUUGUAGUGAAACCGACAUCAAGGUGAAUCAAUUUAGUUUCUAGUCAGCUGCCAGGUAACAGAAUGUCGUCACAUCAUUAUCAGAAAAGAGAAGAGUGAUAAACUCUGUACAGACAACAGCAGACAAAGUUCGGAAAUGUUUGCGACUUAAUAAAAAAGACAAAGUCUCAUGUUUAAAUGCCUGUGACUUACCUCAGUUGAAUUUUUAGCUCAGGUCAUGAGCUGAUGUAAACAUUUCUUAUCUUAACUAUAAUGUCUUUUUUUUUGUCUGUAGGUAAAUUAGCUUAUAAGUAUAGAGGUAAGCCAGGCAUCUUUCAGUGGAACUGGAAUGAAAUCUUUCAGAAGAGAAACAUAUUUCAUAUAAAUAUUUAACUAUAUAAAGUAGAAAAUGAUCACAUUUAACCAUGUGAAGGGUCAGGCUUCCAUGCAAUUAGCAGAGAUUGUUAGCUCAAAGUGGUGGACUUGCACCAUCAUCUGCACCACAUCCAACUUUCUCGCUUUAAGCUUUGAGAUGGCAUCUAAAAUGAUGCCAAACUGUAAGUGAACUGUAACUGGUAAAUGCAGGAACAUUUUUGCUGCCCAUCUGUUCAUUAUUAAGUUACUUGUUCUUGUAUUACAUGACUGUUGACAGUAGAACGCAGAUGUUGAAGUGCCUCUGCUUUCCACUCCUACAGAGUUCUUUCUCCUUGUGAACUUCUUCUCUUGUAAGUAACUUUAGAGGAAAGGAUCUGAAUAGAUGUGAAUGUAAAAAGGUAGUGAAAAGCCUUUCAGCUUAAACAGGUGCAGUAAUCCCAGCAAGAGUAGGAGAGUCAUAAUACAUGUAACAAGAUCUUCUUUAUUAAAGAGAGAGAUAGUGUGUGUGAGAGAGAGGGGUAAAAACCAGAGAAGAGUCACAUUCUUUGGUUAAUAUAAUAGGAUGAUUAGAGGUUUUUUUUUUUUGCCACAUAUUAAACAUCAAACCUUUUCCUGUGAAACAUGUUCAGCUCUGGUGCUUAUAAUAAUACCUCAUUGUAUGCAUGAGGUAUUUUAUAUUGCUGAUAGUGUGUGUGUGUGUGUGUGUCUGUGUGUGGAUAGAGAGUGAGUGAGAGAAAGGAAAAAGAGAUGCAUAACACCGAGCAGGAUGAGUUAGCACGCAUGCAUGAGCAAUGAGUUGUGCUAAAUCUGGAGUUGUGCCACUUCUCUGAACACACUGGUCCCUGUUUUCCCCCAAAAGUGUUUGUGGUGUUAACACUGUAUCUGUGAGAGACAGCAGCAAGAAAGCUACUGUGCACAACUCUUAAAGCACCAUUCUGCCAUAAACCCAUUAAGCGUUUAAUAUUUUAUGUCACGUUAUGUAACGUUGAGACAGGAGAAUGGACUUGAAACUGUAAUGAAAGACUAAUAAACAUUUCAAAUGCACAAUUCUAUAAAACACAUUCAAUCCUACAGCCAUUACACUUUCAACUAUAGAUGGCAGAAUAGUUAGCUUAUAGUAAUUCAGUAAAAAAAUCAUUCAGGUUAUUUAUACAGUCCUAAAGGUUUUAUAGUGUCCAUGUAUGAUCAGGCACUUUUCAAUCUACAGUCUUGCCGCAUGCCCUUAACACAUCUUUCAUAAACCUACUUUUAUUAAAUUAUACAGAUUUAUUCCACAGUGCUGUUGAAUUCUCUGUUCUGAUGGGUCAGAAGAUGUUGAUUAACUUCCUAUUACAGCAGCUCUGCCAGGUUUAUAUUUAUUUUAAUGUUAUCCUUUCUAUAGUAACAACACACAUAAACAGAU